AUGGGCACACUAGAGAAAAAAUUGCGAGUUCCGGAAAGGAAAGUCCGGAAAGGGUAAACCCUCUUAAAACAAUUUAUCCGAACUGCGUUCUAGUAUAAUCUUUACGACAAUGUACCGUUGAGCUGAAAUAAUAAAUAAAGUUAAAAUAAAUAAGGAUCCGCCGCUAGUCUUGAGGGAUUCUGCGUCUCAAUUUGGCGAGGCGAUCGUAUUCGCCGCUCAAGAUUCUCUCGACAAUAACUUGGUCGUCUUUUUGGAAGCCAACAAAAUCAAACUCGUACGAUUCUGGAUUGCCAUAUUUUUCGAAUGUAUCCAAAACAGCGGUGUCAUUGUCUUCCUCCGCCUUGCUGCGCACCCGGUAUAACAAUUCACGUCUGGCCCAUUCCGAAACAUCCAUAUCAUCUCUCCAGAUGAUCGCAAUGAGCAGGGCAAUGCAUCCAGGAACAAAUAGAUAAUGGGCAAUAUUUUCCCACCCUUCUUUCUGGUCACCUUCCCUCACUAUCUUCCACUUGAUUUCUCCCGUAGCAGUAUCUUCAUACGGAAUCUUGUCAAUGAUGAGUCCCGAUGAUGCCUUUAGCUUGACUAGGUCCUUAUCGUUUGCUAAAUAUAGCCUUUCGUGUUCCUUUGGCAAGCUAAAUGCCUCGAAAAUCCCUAAAUUCCGUCUGCCUGCAUAGCUGUUUAAAUAUGCAAUCUUCUUGAGCUCUUCCUCUGGAGGCUUUCGACUUGAUCCGUCUUCAUUUUGAAAUAUGUGGUCAUAAUCUUUGAACGAGUCCAGUAAUUCUCGACAUUUCUGCUCAGCAGAGAGGUUGAAAGCCAGCAGCGGCUUGGAUGAGUGCAGUCCUCUGGUUCCCACAUUGAAAAUGAGCGAUUUUGGCGUUAGCCAUGUGUAUUUUGAUGGUCUAAACAUAAAGAGAAAAGUAUUUAUCUCCUCAAUUUAUCGAGCAAAAAGUGGGGAACCGAAUGUGGAUCUUGUGGUUUCGGGUAUUUUAUUUAAGGGUGCACACCUAUGCACCUUGAAGUCCAGAAAAAAAGCCUUGUGCGGUUAUGCACGAGGCAGAUAGCAGAUGAGUGAAGAUAAGGAUAUAAUAGCAAGGCUCCGCCCCAGCCUUAGCUAUUGUGAGGUUUGAGGCAGAUUUUCAUGCAUGAGUUUCUCGUAUGCGUUGCUGUCUCCAUGUUAACCCCAAUUGCCUUUGUUUUAGAGAUCGCCCUCGAAUAGUGCGAGUGGGAUUUUUUAGGCUGUGGUAUAAUUUUUGUUUUUAUUUUGUUGUGGUAACAAUACCAACAGUAUGUCCAAAGACCUCAUCGACAUCAAGACGGAUAUCUUGGCAGAUUUUCACGCUUAUCAUGCUGCUUGUAGCAAGAUUUGGGAACUCGAGGUGUUAAACAUGCGUCGACUCGAUUGGAUCAAAACUAUCUCGCACCUUAUCAACGUCAUACAGAUUAUUAACGACGUGGAACAGCAACAUAGCCAAAAGCUCAAGGAGCUGAACAAUUUGCGGCGGAUAUCGAAACAAAAGCAAACACCGUUUUUGACAUCGAGACCGACCGGUCUUACGCCUCUUGCUGUUCGAGCCGGGAAAACAGCCGUCAAAUCAAGCCUGCCAACAAAUACCCCUAUCAAGCGAUUUCCAUCCAGAACAAGUACUCCUGUUUCAGCACGUGUGUCAACACCAUCUAGUGUGCGUAAAACUCUACUCAAAGCCGCAAAGACGCCUCAGAGUGUGUCGGCCAGAACACGGUCUAUUUUCGAGGAUGACGACGAAAACGAGGAAGACGCGUUGCCCGAUCUCAAAGCAGUGGUCCGCCCAAAAAUUCAACUAAAGCGUAAAAACUUGGAAACAUCUGUGCAUGAUUCGUCUCCGUCAAAACAAACGGAUGAUGAGUUUACUUCGCCUAUUUACAAACGGAUCAAACAGACUCAAGAACGCAAUUCUAUCUCAUUCAAAGCCCCAGCACCCACAGUUAUCAGUCCUCUGAAGCGACGUAAUGAGAAUUUGAAAAGCAGUAUUUUUGGCCGCUAAUUGAUUAUGUAUGCCUAGCUCGUCUUAAACAACUGAAAAGCUCUAUCUCCAAUGUAAAAAUAAAUGAAGUUUCCUGCUUCGUGAGAGACAAAUGAUCCAAAAUUCUUUCCCACUAUGCAAUGCCAGGUAGUUCCGUACUGCUUGUCCAUCUCUUUUUUGAGGUAUGCUGAUAACUCUGCAUUUUUCUUAUAAGAUUGCAAGGCCUUUUCCGUCAGCUUGAAAACGACUUCUUGCAUGUCCGCCGACUGAGUUGUUAGACACUGAUACUACCACUUACCAUGUCCGAAGACUUGAGAAUUGCUGAGUUGUUAAUUAUUUAUCAUUUUUAACUUACGGUCCACCUUGGUUUCAUCCAGAUCGCUCAUUUAGAAAAGAUAGUUGUAUUUUUUUGAUAUACUUUUUGUAUUUUCC
Molecule: messenger RNA, 2429 nt
Organism: Ogataea polymorpha
Lineage: Eukaryota; Fungi; Ascomycota; Pichiomycetes; Pichiales; Pichiaceae
Exons: 1
Coding region: 1284-2018 (244 amino acids)
Source: RefSeq, a predicted model, not a curated record